AUGCCUCCCCGCAAGCCCCGUUGCAACUUCAAGGAGUGCAAGGAAGCCGCCCAGCGCAUCGUCGGCGACUGCAGCUUCUGCGCUGGCCACUUUUGCUCUAAACAUCGCAUGCUGGAAGCACACUCCUGCAGCGGGUUGGAGGACUGCAAGAAGGAGAGUCAUGCUCGUAACGCUGAUAAGCUGAACAGCGAGCGGACUGUUGUUGUGAAGGGCAUGGGGCUAUCUCCCCGUCUCCACCCCAUCCUCAUCUCCAACUCCGUCACCGCAGGUGUCGCCUCGCCUUCUUGCCUUUUUUUCCCCGUUUCGUCUCUCGCAGUGAUCUCGGAUUUAGCGCGGUGUUUCGUUCUACUUGAUCUUGGAUUUCUUGGAGAUGAGUUGUUCUGGUUUGGUUUGAUCUAUAUCUAG
Molecule: messenger RNA, 405 nt
Organism: Penicillium arizonense
Lineage: Eukaryota; Fungi; Ascomycota; Eurotiomycetes; Eurotiales; Aspergillaceae
Exons: 2
Coding region: 1-405 (134 amino acids)
Molecular function (GO): zinc ion binding
Source: RefSeq, a predicted model, not a curated record